AUGGAGGCUUUAUUAGCCAGAUAUAUCCCCAAGGACACCAGUCUCGUUGCGGAUUUGGACGGGAGGAGGGCGGAUUAUGCGUUUCUGAGUCUGUACGAGGACGCAAGGAACCAAGAGACCCGGCGUCUUCGCAGUAGUCUUCAGGCAGACGGGGUCAUUGAGUCUGGCUCUGUUCAGUCCUGCGUCCAAAUGCAAAAUCUAACACCUCUUGUUGUCAAGUAUGGCAAGACAGUCCUCCCUCGGCCUCUGGGCCCUGUGAACACCCCCAGCACUCUAGCUCUCACGCCGACCACUAUUGAGAACCUUGAGAAUCUCAGCAGCAUGUUGCAACGGCCGGGACCCGUACUGCUACAUGGCCUGUCCGGGGCCGGUAAAACGUCCCUAGUUCACGAGAUCUCGAGGGAGUUGGGCAAACAAAAGGACAUGGUGACGCUACACCUCAACGAACAGACCGACGCAAAGAUGCUUCUCGGUUUGUACACAACAGACUCGAAACCCGGCUCCUUUCAGUGGCGCCCGGGUGUCCUAACGACUGCGGUAAGGGAGGGGAGAUGGGUGCUCAUCGAGGAUCUCGACCGCGCACCAACCGAGGUCAUGAGCACGCUACUGCCGCUCAUCGAACGCGGGGAGCUUUUGAUUCCUGGUCGUGGGGAAAGGAUCCAGGCAGCCUCGGGCUUCCGGAUGUUUGCUACCGUCCGAACUCAGCUGGGCAUGAACGACAGGGAGAAUCUACCAAACUUGAUCGGCCUGCGUCUUUGGCAUCUGCUCCAUGUUAAGGCGCUGCCUCGGGACGACUUGAAAGAGGUCAUCAUCGGCAGAUACCCCAUGUUGCACAAAUACACGCCCGGUGUGUUGGCCGUGUUCGACCAGCUCCUCGCCUGCACCAGUGGAUCAACACGUUUGUCUCUCGGCCGGACCGCCCUGGACCGCCCUAUCGGUACAAGGGACCUCCUGAAAUGGUGUAGCAGACUCGACGACAUUCUGCGAGCGGCCGGCUGCAAGACUGGCGACGAGCCCAUCACGGAUACGACGAGAGAUCGCAUGUUCCUCGAGGCCGUCGACUGCUUCGUCAGCAGUAUGCAUGAGCCGACGGCCCGCAAGAUCUUGGUGGCGGCGAUCGCCAAGGAGAUGCAUCUCUCUUCCGAACGAGUGCAGCAUUAUUUAACAAGCUACAUCCCGGACCUAGAGGACAGCGAGUCUAGGCUGACAAUCGGGCGUGCCUCCUUUGUCAAGCCGCGGCGGACAAGUAGGGUCACCAAGUCGAAAAGGCCGUUCGCUACCACAGUUCAUGCCAAGAGGCUACUUGAGCAGAUCUCCGUUGCCGUUAAGCACCGCGAGCCUCUCCUGCUAGUUGGUGAGACUGGUAUUGGCAAGACAACCGUGGUUCAGCAGCUGGCGGAGUCCCUCGGGCGCCAACUAGUCGCUGUGAACUUGUCACAACAGAGUGAAGCAGGCGAUCUUCUGGGCGGUUUCAAGCCUGUCAGCUCCCAGAGCCUUGCAAUGCCCCUGAAGGAGGAGUUUGAGGACCUUCUUGAGAGGACGGGUGUUUCUGCCGAGAAGAACAGGGAAUAUUUGGAACGCAUUUCCAAGCGGUUCGCCAAGGGUCGAUGGAAAGAGGUCUCGAAGGAGUGGCGGAAGGCUCCUAAGAUGUUUGAGGCCAUCCUUGCCCAGCUGAACAAUAGCCAAAGCCGCGCCGAGGCUACGGAUGGGCAACCGGCGAAACGCCGGCGGACCGAGUCCACCAAGUUGCAACGGUUGCACGAUCUCAAGCCCCGUUGGGCAUUGUUUUCUCAAAGCCUCGAUCAGUUCGACAGACAGAUCGCGAGCGGCUCCGCCGGGUUCGCGUUCGCGUUCGUCGAGGGCAAAAUCGUCAAGGCUGCAAGGAACGGCGACUGGGUUCUCCUCGACGAGAUCAACCUAGCCUCUCCCGACACCCUUGAAAGCAUCGCGGGGCUGUUCCAGACCACACCCUCACUUCUCCUUUCCGAGACGGGAGAGAUCGAGAGAAUACAGGCGCACCCCAACUUCCGCGUGUUCGGAGCCAUGAACCCAGCCACCGAUGUCGGCAAGCGUGAUCUCCCGCUCGGGUUGAGGUCUCGAUUCACCGAGAUUUAUGUGGGGAGCCCGGACCGGGAUAAGAAGGACCUGCUUACCAUCAUCAAGACCUACCUCAGGGGUAACAACAGUAACAUCGACCGAGUGGCUGAUGAUGUUGCCGAUCUCUACCUCGAAAUCAAGAAGCGAGCAGAGCUCAAGCUGUUGGUGGACCAGGCGAACGAGGUACCGCAUUUCAGUCUGCGCACUCUGACCCGCGUUUUGACGUACGCCAACGACGUCUCUCCUUUCUACGGCCUAGAACGGGCGCUUUACGAAGGCUUUUGCAUGUGUUUUACAACAUUGCUCAGCGAGGAGUCGGAGCGGACGGUUAUGCCUUUGAUCCACCAGCAUCUGCUGAAGCGGUCAAACAUCCUCACUCUGCCGCCCAAAAAGCCAACUGACGGGAAGAAUUACGUUUCCUUCAAAAACACGAAUAAGGACCACCAGUACUGGUUGCUCCAAGGGAACGAGAUGCCGAAGGAGAGGGAGGACUACAUCAUCACGCCGUACGUUGAGCGAAAUUUGUUGAACCUGGUCCGCGCGACAUCCACUCGCAGAUACCCCAUCCUGAUUCAGGGGCCGACCUCAGCCGGCAAGACAAGCAUGAUUGAGUAUCUGGCCAACUACACUGGAAACAAGUUCGUGCGGAUCAACAAUCACGAGCACACUGACCUUCAAGAAUACCUGGGAACAUAUGUAUCCGAUUCGGAAGGCAAACUCAAGUUUCAGGAGGGUGUGCUCGUCCAAGCCAUGAGGGAAGGAUCUUGGAUCGUGCUGGACGAGCUGAACUUGGCGCCUACCGACGUUUUGGAAGCUCUCAACCGCCUUCUGGACGAUAAUAGAGAGCUCCUGAUCCCCGAGACACAAGAAAUUGUGCGACCCGCAGAGAACUUCUGUCUCUUCGCCACGCAAAACCCUCCAGGUUUGUACGGAGGGAGAAAAGUCCUCUCUCGGGCGUUCCGCAACCGAUUCCUGGAGCUUCACUUUGACGACAUUCCCGAGAGCGAGCUCGAGACUAUUCUGCAGAAGCGCAGCCGCAACACCGCGCCGUCCGACUGCCGCCGUAUCGUGUCCGUCUAUAAGCAGCUUACCCGUCUUCGCCAGGAGAGCCGCGUCUUCGAGCAAAAGAACAGUUUUGCCACGCUCAGAGACCUGUUUCGCUGGGCGUUGCGGGAGGCGGAGACGCGUCAGGAAAUCGCGGAACAUGGCUUCAUGUUGCUCGCAGAGCGUGUUCGCAAAGAUGAGGAGCGUGACGAAGUCAAGAAGGUUAUCGAGGAGGUCUUCAAGGUCACCAUCGAUCCCGCUCGCCUCUACGACAUAGAGACGGCCCCUGAGCUCAGCAAUGUUCGCGCGAGAAACAGCCAGGGCGUCAUCUGGACCAGGGCAAUGCGGCGGUUGUAUGUGUUGGUGAAGCGCGCCGUCAAGAACAACGAGCCCGUGUUGUUGGUGGGCGAGACGGGCUGUGGCAAAACUACGGUCUGCCAGUUGCUUGCUGAGUUUGAAAAGCAGGAACUGCACAUUGUCAAUGCUCACCAAAACACUGAGACUGGAGAUCUCAUCGGCUCCCAGAGACCAGUGAGAAACCGUGGGGCCAUUCUGGACGCUCUCUUCCGGGAUCUUAAGGAGGCAGCGGCCAUUUUGGGAAGGCCGGACGGCGAUUCGUUUGAGGCUCUGCAGGAGUGGUAUCGAUCUCUUUCCCCUCAAGAGCGCUCGAAUGGUCUACCCGAAUCCUUGACUUCCAAAAUUCAUGCGGGCACGACGCGGAGCAAGGCGCUCUUUGAAUGGAGUGAUGGCAGUCUUGUCCACGCCAUGAAGGAGGGAACCUACUUCCUCCUCGACGAAAUUUCGCUUGCAGAUGACUCGGUUCUUGAGCGCCUCAACUCGGUGCUCGAACCCCAUCGCAGCCUCCUCCUCGCCGAAAAGGGCAUCACCGACUCCUUCGUUCAAGCCACCGAAGGUUUCCAAUUCUUCGCCACCAUGAACCCAGGUGGUGACUUCGGCAAGAAAGAACUCUCUCCAGCAUUACGGAACCGCUUCACCGAGGUUUGGGUGCCAGCAUUCUCGGAAGUCGACGACGUCCACGACAUUGUACUCUCCAAGCUCGACAACAAAUUCAAGCCCCGUAGCGGGAACAAGAAACAGUCCAAGCCUAUCUCCCGCAUCAUCGUCGAAUUUGCAUCAUGGUUCGGCAAGACCUUCCGCCCCUCAUCAGCCACAGCCUUUUCGGUCAGAGACAUCCUGUCCUGGGUUGAGUUCAUGAAUGCCUCUCAGUUCCCUUCCUCUGGACUCGCCCUGCUCCAUGGCGCAGCAAUGGUCUUCAUCGACACCAUCGGUGCCAAUCCCUCAGCUCUUGUAGCCGUCGAUCCAAAAGAGAUGGCCUCUCAACGGCAGAUGUGCAUCGACCAGCUCAGCGUCCUUUGCGGCUCUGAUCUCACCCAACCCUAUUUCCAGGAACCGCAGGUAACGAUCGAUGAGAAGCUGCUCACGAUCGGCGACUUUGCCGUCGACAGGUCCAUGGCGGGCGGCACCAUCGACGCCGGGCACGAGUUCAGCGUGCCCACUACCAAGAUGAACGCCAUGCGUGUCAUCAGGGCGCUACAGGGGACCAAGCCCAUCUUGUUGGAGGGUAACCCUGGAGUGGGUAAAACAACGCUGAUUACGGCGCUCGCGAGGGCUUGUGGGCGGCCGUUGACGAGGAUUAACUUGUCCGAUCAGACGGAUUUGAUGGAUUUGUUCGGUACGGACGUGCCGGUUGAGGGAGCAGAGGCGGGCAACUUCGUGUGGCAGAAUGCGCCGUUUCUGGAGGCGAUGCAGAAGGGCGAGUGGGUGUUGCUUGAUGAAAUGAAUCUUGCCUCGCAAACGGUUCUCGAAGGUCUGAAUGCUUGCCUUGACCACCGUGGAGAGGUCUACAUUGCAGAACUAGACCAGGUCUUCAAACGUCACCCGAAUUUCAAGCUCUUCGCCGCUCAAAACCCUCAUCACCAGGGCGGCGGCCGCAAGGGGCUGCCUAGUUCCUUUGUCAACCGCUUCAUCGUUGUUUACUCCGACGUUUUUACCAAGCAGGACCUGCUUCACAUCACCGCCAAGAAAUUCAGCACAAUUGGAGGCGAAACCCAGCAGCGGCUCAUCGAGUUCAUGUCCAGGCUUGAUGAUGAAGUCGUUAGCAGAAGAUCAUUCGGUGCUCUGGGAUCACCUUGGGAGUUCAACCUCAGAGAUACCCUGCGCUGGGGCGACCUGUUAACCUCGCAAAACAUGCUCUUGGCCGGACGGACGCCCGAUGACUACCUGGAUGUGAUCAUUCGGCAACGCUUUAGGACGGAGCGAGAUCGAGAGCAGGUGAACAAUCUUUUUGCUCAAAUAUUUGAACGGGCGCCCGAGAACCACGGCCUAUAUCAUGAUAUCAACCCCUAUUUUGGCCAGGUCGGGCUUGCCACUCUGAAGAGAAACCCGCUCUCGCAACCGACUCCUUUCCCCAAAAUCGACACGGUACCAAGACUCAAGGAAAUCGAGUCAGUCAUGAUCUCGAUUGAGCAAGACCUGCCCUGUAUCCUUGUCGGCCCCUCCGGCAGCGGCAAGUCGACGCUUCUGGCACAUGUUGCUGCGCUUGCGGGGAAGUCUCUCGUCGUAUUCCCACUCAACGCCGACGUCGAUGCCAUGGACCUCAUUGGCGGCUUUGAGCAAGCGGAUCCUCAUCGGGAAGUUCAAGCUUGCCUUGUCAAAGUACGGCAAGCACUCCAAGAGCAAAUUUUGCUAGCUCUUCCAAACCCGGUUCCUAAUGCCGUUGUCGACCUCAUGGCUGCUCUCCACUCGCUGACCGGAGAGGCGGACCAAUAUGAGGGCAUUCUGCCAUUUAUUGAGGCAUUGCAAACGGAUGUCUCCGUCCCAGAGCCUCUUGCUGCCCUCCUCUCUGAAGCCUCCGAGGCCCUGCACAAGCCCCUGACACUAGAGAACCCCCGCUUCGAGUGGCUGGAUGGUGUUAUUGUGCGCGCCGUCGAAUCUGGCGCCUGGCUGGUCCUGGACAAUGCCAACCUAUGCAGCGCGUCCGUCCUUGACAGACUCAACUCGCUUCUUGAACGCCCGAAUGGCAUCCUGAGCAUCAACGAGCAUAGCGGCCCAGGAGGGGAACCGAGAAUCAUCACGCCACACCCCGAUUUCAGAAUCUUCUUGACGGUUGAUCCUCGAUACGGCGAGCUCUCGCGGGCUAUGAGGAACCGUUCGAUUGAAAUUUAUCUUGACCCCUUGCCCGCGGGAACGGCUGCCGUGGAAAGGAUUGCUCCAGUGGAUGGCGCCUUGCAGAGGUUCCAUACCGCUUCCAGAAUUUUGGACCGGCAAGCAGAAAACGGACAGCUUGUCCCCUUCGCCUUCGACGUUCUGUCCCUUGGGGAUAGCAACAAACUUGAUGCGUACCUGCAAGCCACCCGCGAAGCACUGGCUGAUUCCUCGCCAUCACUAGUACGCUCGCCAGCGGCCAUCCAGCACUUGGGCCAAGUGCUAUCUUACAUUCAAUCAGAAGAUGCCGCGCCCCUAAGACAAUCUCUUGCGAACAUAUACGCCGCGUCUUCAGACAAGAUGUUGAUGCCUCUCCAUCCACUGGUCAACUCACCCAUGAUUUCUCUCCUGGAACAGGGCAACGAAGGGCUGGUCUUCUGGCUUGCCAGCUGCUACGAGCUUUAUCUUGCCAUCCAAACCUCAGAGAAAGCGAUGGAGGCGCAGCUUGGAAAAGUCAAUGUCAGCAAACCGUCCUCAAUGAACCGUCUCCAGCGGUCCUGGGUCGCAGACAAGGUCGCCUCGCUCUCCCGGGAUUCAACGGUUAAUGCCGUCCGGUUCCUCUCGUCAGUACUCCGCGCGGCCAAGGCGUUUAUCUGCGAGAAGUCAGACAACCCUGGCGCCUGGAAGCAGCGCCGUUCGGUUUUCAGACGGCUGAUGCUGUUCUGGAAGCGGACUUUCGAGUCGUUGAUCGUCCCCUCGUUUGAGGAAGCGCGUUUCCAAGCCCAUCUGACACAGGGGUCGAACCUCCUGCAGCAUAGCCUGUCUACUCUACAAGGCAACGGCGAUCAAAAGCUGCUUUCCAUGCUCUCUGGGUUCCUGGAGCGCGAUUUUGUCGUGGGAUUCAAACUGUCGAGUGGUCUCGGCAUGGAGGCUCUCUGGCACCGACUGCGGCCAGACCCGAUACCGGACGUCCAGACACUGGAGCAAGUGAUGGAGCUGGAGCGCCUGGCUGAUCGGUUCGAUUCCUUGCGCUGGCGCGUCGACGUCAAUAUCUCCACCCUACGCACCAUUCAAGAUUCCAUGGCGCGCGUAUACGCCCUCAUCCGCACCGGCAAGGGAGACGCUGCUAGCCUCGUCAAAGACCUCCAGUCCGAGAUCACCGCCCUCGAGUCGAGAAUCGGAGAACACUCCACCACCCACAAGCCCUUCUUUGCGUCCAGCUUUGAAGGUCUCAGGCAAUCACUCGUCCUGCACCAAGUCUCCCAGGACACGGCCAUACAGCUCGGCUCGACGGACGUGGACGUUCUCGCAAGCAUCCCAACCCCGAGUCUGAUGCGUCUGCAGUGUCUUAAACAGACUGCCUUCCAAGCAGUGGACUGCAUUCUUGUCCAAGAGAGCAGCGAGGUUCACCCCUGGGGUGGUGCUCUGUCCAAGUCUCUGCUUCUCAAGUACGAUGCCGCGUCGUCGGCGAGCUUGGAUGAGCUACGCUCGCUGGAGGUCGAGAUGCCCAUCAUGGGGAAGGCCCUCGUUGCCGCGUCCGAGGCGCUGGCGACGGACCCGCUGGUCAAAGUUGAGCGGUUGCUGUUGAAGCUGAUGGAGGAGGUUGUGGCGGCGCAUGACGAGUCCUGCAGGGGCCGGGUAAUGGCCAUUUACGAGGGUCUUUUGGCGAGGGACGAUGAUGUUCAAACCGUUCUCGAAGGCGAGUUUGGGACGUGGCUUGAGCGAGCCAAAUGCCCCGAGGCCCUUGGCGACAACUCAGCUCAGCACCUCGGCGCUGUUUAUGAACGGCGCUUUUCUAAGGCCUUGUUGGCCCUAGCGGCUUCAGCCAAAGGGUUCGAGCCGCGCUCUGCGUCGACCUCUGUGGCCUGGAUUCGCUUCGCCCUGGGCUGUGUUGAGCUCUUCGUGCCAGACAAAAUCUUUGACCCGCACCACCGCGCACAGGUCGAGGCGGAGGAGCACCAGGAGCUCUACCAGAGCCUGCAAACCCAGAUCGCUUCCCUCGAGUCGUUCGAGCUUGCGUUCACGGGCCAGAAGACCAGUCUCCGCUCUCAACUCCUCGUCGAAGAGGCAGAGGGGCUGGGCGAACCGCCAUCAGUCCAGCAGAUUUACCGACCAGGUGGUGGCGAGCUCCGCAGCCUACAGGGUGAGUUCAACAACGUGUUGAACGCGCUGGUUGGGAAUGAUGUCGCGGCCACCCACUUACGAUCUCUCGGCUCGUCAUCAUCGGCCGACGCUGCCGAGGAACUGGCUCUUGUCGAACAGAACGUAACGCUACUGAUCGCUCGCUUGACGUCGAGGUUUGGCGCCUACCAGGAUUUAACCAUGCCGCUUGUCAGUUUCCUCCGUUGUGUCAAGAUGGGGCUGUCUCUAGGGAAGGGGGUUGGCUCAAGCAAGGGGCUUGCAGAUGGCGACUCACAGGCACUUGUUGCAGUCACGCCGUUCCUCAAUGGUACAGUGUGGCAAGCUGAGACAACUCGACUGCCGACCCGUACACUCGAGUUCCUCUCGUUUGUGCAGACUGUCGUUGCGGUGGAAGGUCUUGAGAAACUUCCUGUCUCCCUACGCCAAUCCCUACACGAGUGUCUAGGCUCUUUCCACGAGGAAUGGACCAAGAAACUCGAAGCGGACCGAAAGGUUGAGGAGGCCAAGAACAGUCUGUUCAGAUUCAAGGGCAGCCUGGAGGAUCAAGAGGAGUAUGACCAAGAAGAAUUCGACCAGCUUUUCCCCGACUAUACCCCCGACGAAGAGGGCGUACCCAAGGUCAAGAAGCCCCUCCGCGGUGGCCGCGAUCUCUCCGUCAUGCUGGCCGAGGCACAUGAAAAGAUCUUCCUCUCGGUCCAAGAACCGCAGCAGAGCAUCAAGGGGCUGUGCACGCAGGUGGCCCGCCGGAUCGCCCGCGAGAAACGAGACAGUACUGUUGCCGAACCUGCACUGGACGGCAUGCUUCUCCCUGCGACCAUCCUAGCCUUCGAUGAGCAGGUCAGGGCUUUCAGCUCCAACAUCGGCACCACCAAUUACAACUUCUACACGGACGCCAAUCUCUCCGAGGUUCGCAAGAUCCUCGGGCUCGUCAACUCAAUGAAGAAGCGAUUCUUAGAACUCCAAGGGAUUGACGAGAUCGGCCACCAUCAGACCCUCGCCGAUGUGGUCAUGGCGUGCGACAAGGUCUUGGAGAUGGCGAUUGACGACCCCCUCGCUAGUAUCAUCACCGCCAUCGAGAGAUUGCAUGCACACGUCUAUGAAUGGCACGAGGGCGGCUGGGCCAGCAAGGUACACAAAGCGACGGCAUUGUACGAAAAGCUGCGGGACACAAUUUGUGACUGGCGCCGUCUCGAGCUGUCGAGCUGGUCACGAUUGCUCGACGCCGAGGUCAAGAAGAGUUACGAGGACGCCAAGUCAUGGUGGUUCAUCGCCUACGGCGCUGUCAUUCUCGAACCGUGCUCUAUCCUGCAGCAGGGACUGGAUCUCAAGGACCACACCGUCAAGCUACUAAGCAUAUUGGAGUCGUACUUCGCUGGUGCGAGUGUCGGUCAGUUUGGUGCCCGUCUGAAUCUACUCAAGCAACUCAAGAACCAGCUGGAUCAACUUGUGCUGGAUGAGCCUGCUCUAGGGUUGGUCUGUGAUGCCGUGCAAAACUUCAUCACCUUCUACAGCCGUUACGAACGCAAGGUCGGCGAGACGAUCAAUACCGGAAGGGCGCCGCUUGACAGGAGCAUGAAGGAUGUCCUUUUGCUAUCGAAGUGGCGUGAUAAGAACAUCGAGUCGCUCCGGGAUAGCGCACGCAAGUCUCAUCAGAAACUCUUCAAGCUUGUGCGCAAGUUCCGCGCAGUGUUGGAACAACCUAUCAAGGCCAUGGUGGAUCAGGGGCUUCCCGAGGAGGUCCACAACAACGCGGUCUUGGAAGUUAGCGCGAAGCCUCUUGAAGUCCAAGUUGACCAGGGCGCCGUUACUCUCUGCCAGCGGGCACUCCCAGACAUUGCAAGCCACCCACACUGGGCCAGAAUGUCUAAUCUCCCUGCUGUCCUCAAGGCCAUGUCCAGGCAUGGAGCUCUCCCCACGGCCGGCAUCAACGCUGCCGAAACAUUGGACAGCUACAUCACCGACCUCUCGUCAUCCAUCUCUGCCUUGAGAAAAGAAACACCCGACACUCUGACAGACGAGAACAAAAACCUCGUUAGCCAUCUCAAAACCCGCAAAGUCACCCUCUACAGCGAUACCCUCAAGACCCUUCGCGCAAUGGGCUUCAGCCGCAAUCUCGGUACCAAUCUCCUCGAGAAGCAAAGCUCGACAGCUGUCGUCCUUGUCGGCUCAGGAGUUGUGCCUCACAUCGACAAUGCUGCGUUGAGUGCCAUUGAAUACUUCUACCACAAGACGCUUGACUUGGCACCCCGGUUCCGUCAUGCCACGUACGAACACUCGGAGGAUCUGAACCGCGAAGUGGUGCAGAGGAGUAUCGGCUAUCUGGAGGGCGUGUUGCAUGUGAUGUUCCGUCAGCGACAGUUCUUGGCUCGCGCGGCUGGGGACGAGCGUGGUCUCCAUGGGGUUGUCGAGACGGUCAAGAUUCUUUCCGCCGGAGGAGAGGUACACUUCAAGCCGCAAGCUCGCUCGUCGAACCACGCCCAGGUUGUUCGCUGGGUGGUGCAGAUUAUCAAGGCUGGUGUCCAUCUGGUGGAUGUUCAUGGCAAGCUCGGUGGUGCGGGUAAUGCGGCGGUCCGUGGUAGGCUUGAGAGCUGGAUUGAGACGUUUACGAAGUUGGAUGAUGCGAACGACAACCUACCUCGCCUUCCUAGCGGCUUCACCUCAACCGGCAACGACAAGCUCCAGGAUGACGUGGAGAAGGGGUUGGAUGCUCUUCGGACCGGCCUUGUAGAGAUCGCUCAAGCAAGGCCUGAUCUGUCCUUUGUCGUGCAACAAAUCCAACUAUGGACCAACAUUCAGGCAACGGAGGUUAUCAAUGGCGUCGUUGGCGACGAUAUCAACAACUUUGCGGUCGCAGCUUUGACACUCUCAAGCAAGAUUCUGGUCGCGCUUCAGAACUUCCAGAAGGCCGCCCAGUCUCUGCCGUUGACCACAGAAGACGCCGGCUGGUUCCUCAAUUAUAGCGACAGCCUCCAAAAGUCUAUCGACGCCCUCCGCGUGACAAAGAUCAGCUCAGAGACCCAAUCCCUCAUCCAGCAACUCAAGGCCCUCCCCGCCGACCAGUUCUCCACCGCAUCCGCCCUCCUCCGACUCAUCCACCCUGUCCUCGCACAGUACUCAACCAUAUGCACCCAAAAUAUCGUGCAAUUCUCCUCUCUCCACCGCACAACAUGCCGUCUCGGCUACCAGCUUGCCGCCUCCUUCGUCCAGAUCUCCUCCCAGGGCUUCUGCACGCCGCAAGAAAAGAGCGACGAGAAAUCGGGCGAGUCCGGCAACGUCGAGAGCGGCACCGGCCUCGGAGACGGCGAGGGCGCAGAGGAUAUCAGCAAGGACAUCAAGGCCGACGAGGACUUGUCCGACCUCGCGCAGGAUCCGAACAAUAAGACCCAGGGUGAUAUCGAAGAGAACAAGGAUGCUGUCGACAUGGGCGACGAUGAAUUGGAGGGGGAUAUGGGCAGUGUUGCGGGCGAGGAUGAGGAUGAGGAGAAGAAGGACGGGGAUAAGGAUGGGGAGGAGGAAGAGGAGGAUGAGAUGGACGAGCAGGCUGGCGAUGUGGAUGAUCUUGACCCGACGGCGGUGGACGAGAAGAUGUGGGAUGGCAGUGGCGAAGAUGAUGCUGAGAAGGAUCAGAUGGGGGAUCAGGAGAAGGGGAAGAAGGAUGAGGACCAGAGUGCGGCUGCCGAGGGGAAGAAGGAGCAGCCAAAGGGAGAUGAACAGGAUGAGGGGAAUGCGCCGCCGGAUGAGGUCGGUGAGGAGCAAGGGGACGAGGAUGCGGAGAUGGAGGCAGGGGAAGAAAAGGAGGGUAUGCCGCAGGAGGAGCUGAAUCACCAGGACCAAAAUGUUCAGGAGAAUGAGACCCUGGCGUUGCCGGAGGAUAUGGACAUUGAGAUUGACGACGGAGAAGAGCAGAGCGGGGAGGAGGAUGAUGACUUGGAUGGGUUGUCCGAUGCGGAGAAGGCUGAGGAGAAGCAGGCUGAUGUGGCUGAGGAUAUGUCUCAAAGCGGAGAUGAGGAGAAGGGCGAGGAGGAACACCAGAAGGACGAAAACAUACAGGAGGAAGAGGCAGAACAGGAUGAGGAGGUUGAUGCGGCUGGUGAUAGGGAGGAAGAGAUGGAUGUGGAGAUGGAGGAGGAAGAACAGGGAGAUGAGGGCCAAGAAGAGGAGAAGGACGAGAAGAAGCCUCCGCUGCCCGACGACGGAACAGGUGCGAAUGAGGACGAUGUCGCGCCCAGCGACGUCCAAAACGGAGGCGGCCAAGCCGAGGAUGCCAACAUGCAGGACGAUGAGGUUGAGAACAAAUCCGGUCAGAAAGAGCAAGGCGCCCUCGGCAAGCAAUCGGCCGAGGAAGAUAAAGCUCCGGGCAACAAGGGUGCGCUUUCGAGCAUGGAUCAAGAGCAAGGACCGUCUGACGAAGCUGAGGACCCCAACUCGAGAGACGCACAACCAUUCAAGAAGCUUGGUGAUGCAUUGGAUCGAUGGUAUCGCAAUCAGCGGGAAAUCCAGGCUGCUUCGGAAAGUCAAGAAAAGACGGAGCAGUCAGCCGAGGACAUGGCGCGGGCCGAGUUCCAGCAUCUCCAAGACGAAACGGCCGAAGCCGAUACCCAGGCUCUCGGAACUGCCACCAACGAGGAGGCUCGCCCAAUGGACGAUGCCAUGGCGGUCGACACCGAGAUGGAUGAGGGUAAUAACCAGAUUAUGCCAGAGGAUGAACAAGAAGAGGAGGGCGGGGAUGUGGAUAUGGAGGACAUUGAACCGCCUGAACCACAGGAUGCCUCCAAGAACGACCGCGAAGAAGGUCGUUCUGGUGUCGCGACACGCAAGGGAGCCUACGAGACGGAUGACAAGGACGAAAUCCCCCGGGCUGAAGCUCCCGAGGAUGUUGACGAUGAGCAAAUCGACGAGACAUCCACUCAGCUCUUGGCUACUCACAUCGCCGAGGAGGACGAGACGGCCCUCCGUGACUACGACGAAGCGCUCGACAUGUGGUCGGCUUUCCAAAGCAAGACGCAAGCGCUCUCGCAAUCCCUCUCCUCCCAACUCCGGCUCAUUCUAGCCCCGACCCAAUCCACCAAACUCUCCGGCUCAUUCCGCACCGGCAAGCGCCUCAACAUCAAAAAGAUCAUCCCCUACAUCGCCUCUAGCUACAAGCGCGACAAGAUCUGGAUGCGCCGUGCCAUCCCGUCCAAACGCGCCUACCAGAUCCUGCUCUGCGUCGACGACAGCUCCUCCAUGUCAGACGACAACCGCUCCUCGUCGGGCAACCUCGCGCUGGAAUCCCUCGUCAUGGUCGCGCGCGCGCUGACGGUGCUCGAGGCCGGGCAGAUCGGGGUGCUGGGGUUCGGGACCGACGUGUUCGUGGCGCACGCGCUAACGGACCCGUCCUUCACCUCGCAGGACACGGGCGCGCGCGUGCUGCAGCGCUUCACCUUCCGGCAGGAGGGCACCGACAUGGUGGGCCUGCUGCGCAAGACCAUCGACCACUUCCGCGACGCCCGGCUCGCGCAGGCGUCGGCGGCCGGCGGCGAGGACCUCUGGCAGCUCGCCCUCAUCCUGUCCGACGGCCUCGUCCAGAGCAGGGACCACGCCCGCCUGCGGCCGCUGCUGAGAGAGGCGAUGGAGCAGCGGGUCAUGGUGGUGUUUAUUGUUAUGGAUGAUGCGCGCGAGAAUAAGAAGGGGCAUAGUGUGCUGGAGCUGAAGGAGGCGAGGUUCGGGCCGGACGGCGUGCCGGUUAUUCACCGGUACCUGGAUUCGUUCCCGUUCCCGUAUUAUCUGAUUGUGCAUCACUUGGAGGAUUUGCCGGGGGCGCUGGCGGCGCUGUUGAGGACUUGGUUUGCAGAGGUUAAUUCGUAG
This is a messenger RNA of Chaetomium fimeti, 14295 nucleotides long. RefSeq lists its product as uncharacterized. The coding region runs from base 1 to 14295 and encodes 4764 amino acids. Gene Ontology annotation, molecular function: ATP hydrolysis activity; ATP binding. Gene Ontology annotation, biological process: ribosomal large subunit export from nucleus; ribosomal large subunit assembly. The transcript is spliced from 2 exons. NCBI's taxonomy places the organism in Eukaryota, Fungi, Ascomycota, Sordariomycetes, Sordariales, Chaetomiaceae. The record is from RefSeq and is a predicted model, not a curated record. Gene Ontology annotation, cellular component: preribosome, large subunit precursor; nucleus.